Molecule: messenger RNA, 11359 nt
Organism: Drosophila virilis
Lineage: Eukaryota; Metazoa; Arthropoda; Insecta; Diptera; Drosophilidae
Gene: sif
Product: still life
Biological process (GO): positive regulation of axonogenesis; activation of GTPase activity; small GTPase-mediated signal transduction
Cellular component (GO): synapse; membrane
Molecular function (GO): guanyl-nucleotide exchange factor activity; protein binding
Source: RefSeq, a predicted model, not a curated record
CUGAAAUAUGCAGCUGAACAGGCGCAAAGCUUGAAGGCUGCCGCUCAGCUGAAAAGUAGGCAACAGAAAGUGAACUAACAAAAUGAAACGGUGCGCCGAGAAGCAGGCAACAGAAAAUGUUGCCAGGCAUUUAAAUGCUUUAUUUCAAUAAUUGCAGCAAUUAAUGUAUUAUACCAAAUUAACAAGAGCAACAAACGAACAUGCAAAAAAAAAAAAUACUAUAAAUAAAUAAAAUUAAUGAAAUCAGCAAGCGAGCAAUACAACAAAAGCAACAACGCACAGCUAUUUAAAGCGCAAGCAUAAUUAAAUUAAUUGUAAAUAAAUGUCAAAAAAAAAAACAGCAGCAGCAACAACAACAAGAAAUGAAACUACGCACGCAACAACGCACAGAUAAACAGUUUAUCAAAUAAAUAAAAGAGCAACAAAAAUAAAACCGAAACCGAAAACGAAUGUGUUCAGUACUCGUAUAAUUUAGCGAAUUUUUUGUGGUGCCAUUCAGCGUUUCGCAACAAGUAAAAAUAAUUAAUUAUAGAUAAAUGUGUGCGACGUGUGUGCGAGAUACACCCACACACACCCGCACUCAUAGAUAAAUAAAUAAAUUGCCGAAAAAAAAAACAAAACCAACAACUGUUUAAUAAAUGACUGCAUUAUAUAAAUGAGCUUUUAGUUUAAUUAAUCGCCAAAUAAAUAACACACUCACACACACGCAUACAUGUGCAGCUCGUGCGUGUGCGUGCGUCGAUUUGUGUGUAUGCGUUAGCUGUGAAGCCAAAUGCAUGGCAGCAGCAACAACAGCAACAACGACAACAACAAGCGCAACAAACAUAGCCACAUCAAUCAACAAAAACGCAUUUCCAUCUGCAACAACAACAACAACAACAACAGCAACAACUACAACCACAACAAUAGACGCAACAACGCCUCAGUGCAACAGGAAUAAGUUAGCCACGCCCAAGAAUUUAGCAUAUAGCCAUAGCUGCCAAAGCUGCCAACGCUGCUGCUGCUGCUGUUGUUGUUGUUGUUGCCGCCGUUGCUGUAAUUCAUUCUGGCCGCCCCAAUACAACAACUUCAACAACAACAAAAACAACAACAACAUCAAACAAACAACGAACAGCGCCAACCAAGUGAACCAAAUAACAACAACAGCAAAAGCAACGUCGCCCACGAAGUCGGCGCCAGCAGCAACGUUGGCGUCGGCGUUGCCGCCACCGCCACCGCCGCUACCGCCAGCAACUGCCAGAGCAGCAACAACAGCAGCAGCAACAACCAGAAUAAACAGCACGCUGCCAACAACGACGGCGGCGGCAGCAACAGCACCAGCAGCAGCGUUGCCCCAGAUCCCAAGAAAACCUUCUCGCUACACUGCUGUUGCGUGAUCGUCGACAUUACACCCGUCUCACAUCCGGUGGCACGUUUGACAUCAGCAACAACGGCCUCGGGAAGGGAUGCGGGGGCUGGCGCUGGCGCCGGCGUCGGCAGCGGCGGCAGCAGCGGCAGCGGGUUGGGCCUCGGUGAAAAUGUCUCUCAGCUGGCGAGUCAAUUGUUUCGCUUUGGCAGCAAGAAACGCACCGGCGUCUGUAUCUGCAAUGCCCAGUGUCGGCUGCAGUCGCUCGGCGAGGGUGCCGCGCUCACGACAACGCAUCACGGCUCGCUGGAUCGCUUACUCCAGCAACAGCAGCAGCAACAACAACAACAACAACAACAACAACAGCCAACACAACAGCAACAACAACAGACGCAGCUGCCACCGAAGCAGCAGUCGAGCGGUGAACGUUGCAUAAGUUGGGUCGCUGAUAGCGGCGCCGGCGUCGGUGGUAUUCCCAGCUCCGAUGAAACCAGCGAGGAUAAGCAGCAAAAGAAGCAGCAGCAGCAGUUGGAGGAGGCACCACCGCCACGCCCACCAGCGCGUCAUGGCGCCGGCAAGCCGCACAGCGUGCGUGAGGAAUUUGAAAGGGGCGUGGAGGUUGAAAAGUUCUACCACCAAAUCAACGGCGACAUCUUUGAGAUAACGCGACGCGUGCGCGCACGCGAAGAGGACACCAUGGAGCAGCGCUGCAUCCGGCGCAAGGGCUCCGUGCGCCUCACUGAGCCACACUAUGUGCGUCUGCCCGACCAAAAGCCGCAGCUGCCGCCGCGUCGCCAAAAGAGCGCCGAGGAGGUGACCAUGCCAAAGAGUGCGCUGCGCCAGGCGGCGCCCGAGCCACAGCUGGAGUGGUUCGAUCGCAAGGCACAGCAGCGUCAUUCCGCACGCUCCGCCGAGGGUGGGCAGGUGCGCGAGGAGACCAUGGAAUGGCUAAAGCUGCAGAAGAGCAGUGCCGCUCAACAGCAGGCGCCCGCGCGCACCUCCUCCGGCCCCAGUGAGAUCACCGUGCUCAAGGAUGAGCUGCCCGAUUGGCUGCUGGAGCAUUUGCCGCGUCAGCGCGAGCGCCAGUCCACAACGGAGAAGCCCGUCAGCUCGGCGUAUGCCAAGGCAUUGGCCGAGCUGCUUAAGAAGCCACUCUCCCGCCAGAGCUCCGGACCUUGCGAGGUGUCACUGCUAAAGACGGACAUAGUCGAAUGGCUGACCAAGAUGCAGUCGACAGCUGGCAGCAAGUCGUCCCGUCGCUCGCAUCAUCGCCGCAACGGCAGCAGCGGCGCUGCGCCGCGCUCCAACUCGCAGGAGGAUCACGCGGCCACGGAACAUGCUGCGCUGCAGCGCAAACGCCACUCGCUGGGCCACAGCGAUGAGGAGCAACUGCAGCAGCAGCAGCAGCUGCCAACGCUGGACUGGAUUGCGUAUCCGCUGCACAAGCUGCAGUCGCUGGGCAAACCGCCGCCGCCCCCAUUGGCGACGACGACAGUGCCCAGCGGCUAUGAUGUGCCUGUGGUUGCCACCCACACGCAGCUGUGCCAGGAGCAGCGCCGACGCGAGGAACGCUCCCGGGAGCGCCGACUGCGCCACUCGGCCAGCGAGGUGGUCAGCAGCGGAGCGCCGGUGUCCAGCGCAAGCGCACACCUGGAUCGACUGGAGCGUCUCUAUGCCAAGCCGCACAAGGAGCGCUAUCAGUAUGUGCCCAAGGUAACGCCGCCCAUGGAAACUAUCACCACCCACACCAGCAGCUCCGGCAAGUCCAAGCGCGAGCGUUCGCGUCGCCAUCAGACGCAGCGUUCCGCGACCGUGACGGAUAUGUCCGCUCAGCGUUCCAGCGGCAGUCACAAGCGUAAAUCCUCGAGUGCGGAGCGUGCGCCACGCUCCCGUUCGCCAUCGCCCUGCACAGAUCCCGCCUGCCCGCUGCUGCCCAUCUGCACAGAUCCGCACUGCCGCUACCAGGAAUGCCAACGGCGACGCUGUCUCACGACCUCGGCCAGCUCGGUGAACCUGGCGCGGCACCAGCAACUGGCCCAAGUGCAGCUGCAUGCGGUGCCCGCACAUUUGAUGGGCGGCUCCGAUGCCACAACGCCUUCGACAACGGCCACGCCACCACCACAACAGCAACAACAACAACUACAGCCACUAACGCCAGCAGCUAUUGCGGCACCAAUACCGGAGCGCCGUCUGGUCAUCUGCCACGAGUGUCGGUCGUGCGCGCCGCUGCUCAGCUGCCAGAAUCGCAAAUGCCUCAAUGCCGCCAAGUGCAACUCACUGCCUCGCUGUGCCGCUGAUUUCAAUCGGCUGCGCACCUCACUCGCCCAGCCGCCGGCGACACUGGACGACAUUGAGCCGGCGCCGCUUGAACUGGAACAGCAGCCGUUACCAUUGCUGCCGCCUGCCUCGCCCACACGCCACAUGCAACAUUAUCGCAGCAAUUCGCAGCCGAAUACGUUGCAGCGCGGCGAUUCAACCGCCUCCAGCAGCGGCCUGGCCACAAAUCUCGGCUGGCUGGAGCCCGUGCAGCAGCCCUCGAACGGCCAUAUGCAUCAUGUGCUCAAUGGCAAUGGCAAACUGAUGAAGUCCGCCUCGGCUGCAUCCCUAAACUCGCGUCGGCGCCGACACAAGACCGUGCACUUUGGCGAGAAUCUGUUGCGGGAGGUGUGCCAGAAUCGUAAGCUCAUCAAGACGGAGCAAGUGCCAUCGGGCUCGGCGCCCAUGAAGGCCAACAUACAGAUGCUCUACAAUUUUGUGGAAGGUGUGCUUAGCGCCUGGGUGGACGACGAUGAGGAUCAGGUGCGUUCCGGUGCCGAAUCGGAACCGGAGCACGGCCUCGUUGCUCUCCAGCCCAUACACCGUUGCAAUCGGCUGCGCUAUCAGUGCAUCAGGCGUGUCGUCGAGGAGGCAGCCGAUCUCCAGGGCACCCUCAAGCUGGGCAACUCACGUUAUCGCCAUCGGCACUGGCGCAGCACAGCCAAGCAGUGUAACGAAAUGUUCCUUCGCAAGAUCUCGGACGAUGAUCGAAUGAGCCUAACUACUGCCGUUUCGGAUGAAGAUGAUGGCGAAAGUGUCAUGGCGUCACCAUAUAAAGCAAAGGCCACUGGCACCGCUGCAUCCUCCUUCAACUGCACGGGCGCUGUGCGUAAAGCUGGCUUUCUAUCGGUAAAGAAAUGGUUAUUACGCAAGAAGCAUCAAAUCGAGCUGGCUCGCAAACGUGGCUGGAAGGGCUAUUGGGUGUGCCUAAAGGGCACCACACUCCUGUUCUAUCCGUGCGAUUCGCGUGAGGGUCGCAGCGUUGAGGCGGCGCCCAAGCAUUUAAUUAUUGUGGACGGAGCAAUUAUGCAGCCAAUACCGGAGCAUCCCAAGCGCGAUUACAUAUUCUGUUUGAGCACCGCAUUCGGUGAUGCCUAUCUGUUCCAGGCGCCCUGUCAGGUGGAGCUGGAGAAUUGGGUAAAUAGCAUACACAGCGCCUGUGCCGCUGCAUUUGCACGUCAUCGCGGCAAAACGGGCACGCUGCAUCUGCUGCAGGAGGAGAUCUUUCGCCUGGAGAAGGCCAUUGAAUCGGAUCACAAGCUGAAGCACAUGGCUGAGCUGCAGCAAUCAGUUGUCACCGAUCAGGAGACGCGCCAUCAAAUUCAGGCACAGAUUUUGCAAUGGGAGGAAAACCUUGAGCGCCUGCACUGUGAACAGUUCCGACUGCGCUGCUAUAUGGCCUCGCUUCAGAGCGGCGAGCUGCCCAAUCCAAAGUCACUGCUCACACACGUGUCGCGGCCGACGAAGAACACUUUAAAUAAAUUGGGAGUUUUUACGGUCUCGUCGUUCCAUGCCUUCAUUUGUGCCCGGUCGCCGUCGCUGCUCAAUAAUCUGUUGGCUGGACGUGGUGCCACCAAGCGACGACCUCCGAUGCUAUCUCGCUCCAAUAGCGGCUCCAGUCGCCGCUCCAUGCAGAUGAAUUCACGUGACGAGCCGGAAAAAACCUUCAAAGUUGCAAUGCCCGACAAUGCUUACUCGACAGUUUAUCUACGUGACGCGAUGUCUGUGGAGGAAUUCCUUGCCAGCGCCUGCGCCCGUCGCAACCUCAAUCCCAUGGAGCACUUUGUGCGCGUCAAGAAGCGACGUGACAUGGAGGAUCACAAUUACUUUGUGCCACAUCGCAAUGAUCUGAUUGAAAAUUAUCUACAUAAUCACGAAUUUGUGGAGGUCUGCAUGAAAAUACUGUACCAGGUCGAGCUGCAGCGCACCACAUUGGAGCAAAUGUGGGGCUUCUCGGUGGAAGCGGAGCUGAUUGAGAAUGCCGAACGGCAGGACGAGCUCUGUUGCUAUGUGAGCCGCGUCGAGGACAAAAGUGUCGCCAUGCACAAUGGCAUUAUCAAAGGAGACGAAAUAAUGGUCAUCAAUGGCGCGAUUGUUUCUGAUCUAGAUAUGAUGUACUUGGAGAGCGUGCUGCAGGAGGAGCAAUCACUCAGCAUGAUGAUGCGCUCCUCACGCACCGAGCCGCCAGAUCUAGUAGGCAUUAUGCGUGUGACGGAUGAUAUGAUUGACUCUCUGGUGUGCCCGCCGCCGCCCACAGAUCCGCCAGUGAUGAGCGAGGAGAUGAUAACUGGACUGAUUGUGCCAGCGCCCGGUUGGAAUGGAACUGGCAAGGAUUUGUAUUCACCUGAGGCGGAAAGCUCGCCGGCGCCCUCAUUUGUGGAGCCAACUGUGGCGCAAUUGGCAGUUGGCGCAGGCGGCGGAGUCUCGGCAUUGGGCGUGGCCAAGCCAACAUCGCGCACCAGCAGCUUUGAAAUUGAGAAUCUGCUAAAGACCGCGGAACAAGUUACCGGAUUUUGUCGUUCACCUCAGGAAACGCGCAAAUCGAGCCCCACGGGUUCAGUCACAUCGUCGGUCUCGACCACAGCGCUGACACCGUCGCGCCAACUGACCGAUGCCGAGAAACUGCGCAAAGUCAUCAUGGAGCUGGUGGACACGGAGCGCACCUACGUUAAGCACUUGAACAAUCUGCUGGAGCAUUAUCUGGAGCCCAUGAAACGCGAAACGUUUCUAUCGAAUGCGGAAAUUAAUGCGCUCUUCGGCAACAUACACGAGAUUGUUACAUUCCAACGCCAGUUCCUGCAGAAUCUCGAGGAGGCCCUCGAACUUGAGCCGGAAUUCAAUAAAUUCGAACACUGCGGUCAGUUUAGGAACGUCUUGUUUGCAAUCGGCUCGGCUUUUCUCUAUUAUGUCAAUCACUUCAAGUUGUACUCCUCGUUCUGUGCCAGCCACAGCAAGGCACAAAAGGUUUUGCAUCCAAACGAGGGCAACCAUGCACUGCAGGAGUUCCUUGCCGCUCGCAAUCCCAAGCAGCAGCACAGUAGCACCUUGGAAUCGUAUCUGAUCAAGCCGAUACAGCGCAUACUCAAGUAUCCACUGCUCCUGCAGCAGAUGCGUAAUCUAACAGAUACGCGCGCCGACGAGCACGUGCAUCUCUGCGAGGCGCUCAAGGGCAUGGAGAAGGUGGCGGAGCACAUAAAUGAAAUGCAACGCAUCCAUGAGGAAUACGGCGCAAUAUUUGAUCAUCUAUUCCGGCAGCAUCAGAAGUCAUGCAAGCAGCCAAUCGAUUUGAGUCCAGGCGAUUUGCUCUACUAUGGCGGCGUUGAGUGGCUGAACAUUUCCGAUUUUCUGGGCAAGAUCAAGAAAGGCCUGGAACUGCAUGCCAUGUGUUUUGUAUUCAAAUCGGCGGUUGUGUUUCUCUGUAAAGAGCGUUUGCGUCAAAAGAAGAAGCUAAUGGGCGUCUCAAGCAAGAAUGCACCAAAUGAGGUCGAAAUUAUACGAUAUCAGGUGCUGAUACCCGUCACCGAGGUGCAGGUGCGCGCCAGCUCUGCCAAGGACAUGGAUUCGCACUUCCUCUGGGAGCUAAUACACUUGCGCUCGCAGCUGCAGCGCCGCUCUGAGAAGGUCUAUGUGCUGUCCAAUAGCACCGCCGAUUUUCGCAAUGCAUUCCUCAAGACGAUCAGGCAAAUAAUACGCGAGAGCGUGCGGAACAUGUCAAUUCCCAUGAAAAACUUUGGCGGCAGCUCGGGUUCCGUUUCGGGUCUCUCCUCCCAGCUGGGCGGCUAUGCGGGCAACUCGCAAACGCUGGAGCGGCCCAAGCAGCAGAUCACCAUCGUUCAUGGUUCUCAUACGCUGGGCAAGCCAAAGAAGAAGUCCGGCUCACAACGUCAUUCGGCCGGCAAUAUUGACUACGACAAUCUGUCGGGCAGCCAGGAGGGCGAUGAGCUGCCGCCAAAUAUGGCCGGUGUCGUGCACUAUGUGCCACUCUCACACGCACAGCAACUGCAGCAACCAGGCGGCUUUCGCAGUCGCAGCAAGACGCUGGGCGAUGUGACAGAAAUCAUUUACACCUCCAUAGAUCCGCAACAGACACAACAGCCGCAACCGCAGCAGCAGCAGCAACAGCAGCAGCAGCAGCAGCAACUUGUGCAACAGUCGGUGGCGCCGCAUCCACAUCCGCAUCCACGCGAGCCACCGCCGCCGCCCAUAAGGCAGCCGCAUUUGCAUCAUCACAGCAGCGACAUUGAACGCAUCGAUCCGGGCACCAAAUCGGAGGGCGAGGAGGAUUCACAGCAGGGCACAAUCAGGCCCAAGGCUACGCUGGGCCGCACGCCCAAUCACCUGACGCUCAGCACCACAUCGACGCUCUCGGUGGGCAGCACUGGCAGCCAGGCGCGCUUGAUACAAUCAUCGCAUCCGCCAGCCAGCUAUCAGCCGGUGCUUAUGAAGGAUCUAGGUAAGAGCAGCCUAGAUAUAGUUGCCGGCGAAUCCGAGCACGAGUCGGAAUCCGAGGCGCAUGCCGCACACGUGGCAGCCACGUUUAAUUUAAGCCUAGGCAGUAGUGGUAGCUUUUUUGCAGCAACAGUCAGUAGCGAUACGAAUCCGAAUCCGACUUUGACCCAGACACUGACCCAAACUCAGAGCCAGACCAUGAGACAUUUGUCGCCGCGACAGUCGCCGCGUCAGUCGCCCAAGCAGGAGAUCGAGGUGAUUGAGAUCUUUGAAAGCGAAUCGGAGCGUUUGGCCGCCUCCCAGCAGGUAGCCGUGGUGCAUCAGCAUCCCAGGGGCGCAGCGGAGUCGCAGCACAAGCGUCGCGAACGUGAUGCCAACAACGGCUCAGUCACUGGCCAUGUGACCGAAUCAGAUGCCACUACGCGUUUCAUGGACAAGCAUCUGUGCGAGCUGGAGCAAGAGGAUCUGGCAGCGGGCAUCUGUGACAUAGCCGCCUACAUGGCCAACUUGCGCGAGAAGGCCUUUGAGCCAGCGGAUGCCGGUGAGGAGGCUGCUGAUCAGCAGCAAAAUGACUCCAGCCUCUCGCCCGAGCCACAGACCAUUGUGGAGAAUACACAGCAGAUCGUGACCGUAGAUAUUGAGUCGCCGUCGAGUCGACCUGCCACCGAAUCGGACAGCACUGGCGGCAACACAACUGGACCAUCGGAGCGGUCCGGCGAUGAGACCGAGGAUGAGCCAACCAGUUCGCUAGCCUCGCACAUUGUUGUCAUCGACAAGAAGGUGGACAAGGUAUUCAAGGCCAAGUCUCCAGAGCGAGCGACUGCUGCGGCCGGCGCCAAGCCGAAAAGCGGCAAGCGUCAGAGCAUCUACAUUUCGCCAGAUCGCUGCAAAUCCCAGGGCAGCUCCCCGGUGCGCAUCAUUAAGAUAAAAUCGCCGCGUAACAGCGUCAGCGAUCAGGGCAAACGUUUGAGCAUCUGCUCCAGUCGCGAGAACUCGCAGGAUCGCCUCUCCGGCGGACGGCGCACGCCCAGUCCGCGUCGCAGCUCUGAGGGUGGCGGCGGUAUCUUGAAGCACACAAGUCCUAGCGCGGGCAUACUGAAGCCACCGGCUAGCCCGGCCAAGUCAAAGAGUCCUGAUCGCAGCUGCCUGAAGAAGGGCGGCGCCUCGCAUGUAUGUGCAAUGGAGCCAACAACCACCACGUUGUCGCCACGCAUCUCGCCUCGUGGCAGUGUGGAUCAUUUGUCGCCGGACCGCGCCAGCAUUUGCCAGCGCCAUUCGCCGCGCAGCAGCUUCGAUAGCCACGGCGGCUCCGAUCAUAAUCUGGAUGUGCCCUACGGCGGCGGCGGCGGCUCACGGAAGCGCAGCAUGUCUGCCCAUGGCAGCUUUGAGACGGGCAACAAGCCGCACGCCCAGGAGACAUAUCAGUAUUAUCCGGUUUAUGACAAUCAAACUUGCAGCGAUCAUUAUGUGGCUGCCGCGCCCACCACAAGCAGAUAUGGCUCCGGGAAUGGACGCAGUCGACUAAGCAAAUCCCUAGAGCGGUCCACCUCGCGUGACAGCACCACCACGAGCAGCUCCUAUCGCCCCUAUGGCGUCUCGCCCGAACGCAACUAUGUCGUCUAUAGCUCUGGUCCGCUGCGCUCUCAGUCGGCGGAGAAUACAUUCUCGCAGCCCAUCUAUGAUGCGCUGCCCAGGCAGGCGCCUCAGCAAUAUAUGCCCAUGGUUAGCUAUAUGCAGGAUAUGGAUAUGGGCUAUGGACAGCCGCCGCCUAGCUGCCCGCAUGAUCCGGCCCAGCAGGCGGUCUAUCAGCUGAGCUCCUCGGCGCCCGAAUACACCACAUGCAUUGACUGUCUGUACCAGAAGCGACCCUCCUAGCAUAAGCCCCGCGUGCGGCAAAGUCGCACGCGGAAGAAGACGCCACGCGGCCUAAGCGGGAUGCCCGGCAUGGUGGUUAGCACACAGCCCACAGCCAGCGGCGGCAUUGGCUACAUGCCCGACAUGGGCAGCGAUCAGGCAGGCGGAUGUGUUGAUUGCCAUGAUUAUUUCGAAAUACACGUCUAAAGACGUACCAACUGACAAAAGACCCCAUGAAAAAAAUAGGGGGAAUUAAGAGUGAGGGAGAGACACAAAAACAGGGAUUUUAUGAGAUCUAUUAAAUAUACGAGUAGUUGAAUUAAAACUCAUUACAAAAGCGCAACCAAAGAUAACAUAAAACAACAACAACAGCAACCCAGAAUGCCUCAAGAAUUUUACAAAAACUAUAAACAAAAUGGAAAUAUAACCGCUCAGCUCUACAAAGAUACUAACAUAUACGUAAACUCCAAUGCAAACUAUAUAAAAACGUUAAUCAAAACUUGAACACAAGGGAUUGAAAACAAAUACUUAUACGCAGCACACACACACACGCAUAGCACACACACAACACACACACACGCACAACAGGACAGUUAAGAGUCAUGUUUAAGUGUUAGAUUAAGCUCUUGGUAUAGCUUUUAGGAACACUCAACUACAUCUUCAGAGCACAACUUUUUUUUUUUUGUGGGGUGCGGCGGGUUCUAAAAAGUUGCAGCUGCAAUUUGUGGCCGUGCCCCCUGGCGCCUCCCCCCUGGGUGAGUGUGUGUGUGUGUGCUUGGCACAUCAGGUUAAUUAUUUUGGUUUUAGAGAGAAAAACAAAUUUUGGGGCGUUAUUUUUAAGGCUAUGAUUUACACAAAAUGGCGGAAGUUCUGCAUGCUGCGUGCGGCAUUACGUAUACGCACAUGACGCAUACGCCGCGUUGCACACAAUGCUCAAGUGGCGUAAUUACGACUAAAAACUAAAGUUGAAAUUCAUACUCGCACUCAAGUAAACUAAGAGACAUACAUGCCCAACUUACUAACAACCACACACAUGCACACACAUGCACACGCACACGCACAAGCACACGCACACGUACACGUACACUACGGCAAAAAAUAGGUACUUAUAUAUAGGAUAAAAGUUGUAAGUAAUGCCAGUCGUUCCAACUAUUAGCUGUGCAAACUGUGUCACUGGCAUUUCCGGAAUCGUAAGAAAAAGUUUUUAAUUACACGGCUCGCAAGAUUGAAAAUGAUUGCAGCUGCUCCGGGGUGCAAAAUACUCGUGUGUAUUUUAGUUUAAGUCUAAGUGAAUAAUGCGGGUUGGCAACAUUCUAUAGGUUAACAUUAUACAUACUACCUAAAAAAAAAAUACAAAACAAAAAACAGGAUAAAAAAAAACAAAAAUGAAUAUUU